AUGAGGGUUUGGAAGAGGAGGGGUGCGCAUAGGGUGCGGAAGAGUCUGGAUGCGAAGCUUAAGUGGAGGAGGCCGACGUUGAUGAGCGGAGCUGCGUUUUGCGGCUCUUCUUCAUUGUUGUCUGAUGCUGGCUGUGGAGGAGGGUCAGCGAAGAGGAGUUCGAUGAUGCCGUGUCGGCAUGACGUCCUCCAACUAGAUUGCUCGCCCUUCGCUGAGCUCGCGGGUUUCGAUAGACCGGAUGCAAGGAAGAGACUUGCUGCUACGACGAAAUCAGGGCGAAUGCUGCAGAAGUCGGGAUCUGCGGAACUGGAGAAGGGGGCGAAGGUUGAGAGCCAGACGUUCCCGGGCCCGUUGGUGCUACCGCAUGACGAUCUGAACUAUGAUCCUGAUGGGCCGGCCCAGAGCUUUAAGAGCUGGUUGAACGAGAAGCAUAGGAAUAGGGUUACACCGGGGAGGAAGACGUUGUAUGUGGCGGCUGUGCCGGAGGUUGAUGAGAGCGUGGGGUUCAUGAGGGGGUGGACUAGGGUGAGGGUUGAUGGUGCUGGAGGCGCACCAAGCAACGGUCUGGGAAAGAGGAAGAUGGUGGACGGCGAAGAGAACGAGAGAAAGAGAGCUAUUGCUGAAGAUGAAGAGAUGCAGUCGCCGGAUGUGCAUGAUGUGGUAGGCUACCUACAGGCUUUCUAUCACGGCAUGCACGUCAAGCAGUUCCCGCAGCGCCUGCGCUGGGUGCCGUGGAAAGAGAAGGGCAGAGCAGCCACGAAGAUGAAUGAUAUACCAAGAUACGUCGCCCUCCAAUACGGAGACCGCGCAACACGUAUCCGCGCGCGCCCCAGCCCCGACGGCGUCUUCACCGCGCAGCUCAACCUAAACGAUAUCCUCGACGCGGCUAUCGCUAUGCUCCCCGCCGAUGCGUAUUCGAUCCUCCUCCUCGUGGACCACGACAUCUACGAGAGCGAAGAGGACGACUUCUGUUGCGGCCGAGCUUACGGCGGCUCCAGGAUUGCGGUUGUGCAGAGUGCGAGGUAUACUCCGGAACUCGAUGAGAGGGACGGAAUUGAGUACGCGCAUGCGUGGCCGAUGAGCCAUUGUAAAGCCUACGCCGACGCGCUUUGUGGGGUUGAAGACGUUGUUCCUCGGCCUGCGACUGUUUCGCAAAUCCGGCUUUCCAAGACUGGACCGAUGCGCGCCGCUAUCACUGCUACUUCUGCGCUCUCUUCUCCUCCAACGACGGUUGAGGACUUGCGCGCGCUAUGGCUCUCCCGGAUUGCGCGAACGGCGUCCCAUGAGCUUGGCCACUGUCUCGGUAUGGGGCAUUGUGUGUACUAUGCGUGUAAUAUGCAAUCGACAGGGGGAUUGAGGGAGGAUGCGCGACAGCCGCCGUAUUUGUGUCCGGUUUGUGAGGCGAAGGUGGGAUGGGCGGUGGCGUGCGAGCUGCAGCGAGGUGGGGAGGAGGACAGAAAGAAUUGGGUGAUGGAGAGGGGUAAGGCGUUGGGGGAGUGGUGUAAGAAGUGGCAUGGUGUGGGGAUGUGGGAGGGUUUGCGAGCCUGGUUGGAAGCGAGGGAUAAGUUGGUGGGAAUUAAGGCAUUGAAGUGGUAGGAUUGGAGGACGGAACGGCAUCUCAUUGUUUAUACUAUUAGCAACCCAGGGCCCUCCCAAGGGCGCAGGUAGGCUUCAUUUAAUCCCGACGUCUUUCAGCGGCCUUGAAC
This is a messenger RNA of Trematosphaeria pertusa, 1706 nucleotides long. RefSeq lists its product as uncharacterized. Gene Ontology annotation, molecular function: metallopeptidase activity. Lineage: Eukaryota; Fungi; Ascomycota; Dothideomycetes; Pleosporales; Trematosphaeriaceae. Bases 1 to 1596 code for a protein of 531 amino acids. The record is from RefSeq and is a predicted model, not a curated record. Gene Ontology annotation, biological process: proteolysis. The transcript is spliced from 2 exons.